GUAAUUACAUCUAUCUUUUCUUACUGUGUUAGUUGUAACCACUGAUGACUAUCAAGCAGACCAACAUGACAUGGAAACGAAAUAUAACAAUAAUGGAGGAAAUACCCAAAAAAGACAGGUGCUCUUUUUGGUCCUAGGAAUAGUGUUAGGAGUUAUGCUUCUUGUACUCUUUGUGUUUCUAAUUUUGUGUAUCAUCAGGCAAAGGCAAAAGAAAGAUCUCACAAAAGCUGGUCACGUCUACAGUCGGAGUAAGUAUUUGUCAAAUGGCCAUGUGAUUACUGCAAAUGGACACAUCCCAAGUGAAGAAAUGGUCAAUGUCAGCAUUAAUCCUUUGGUGGAACUCAACACUGAUGAAUCUGUAAAAGCUUUAGAAUUUAGUGAAGUACCAAGUAACAACAAUAUGAGGAACAAGAAAGAAAAAUCUGGGACCUUACUAAGUGAGUGGAAAUAAAUUAGUUGAAGUUUAUUAGCUCAAAUCAAAAUUUCACUUGAAAACUGCUAUGAUGUUAAAAUAUCAUCAAAGGAAAG
Messenger RNA from Limulus polyphemus (Atlantic horseshoe crab), 528 nucleotides. RefSeq lists its product as uncharacterized. The transcript has 3 exons. The record is from RefSeq and is a predicted model, not a curated record. Bases 71 to 451 code for a protein of 126 amino acids. Lineage: Eukaryota; Metazoa; Arthropoda; Merostomata; Xiphosura; Limulidae.